GGAACAGGAGGAGGAGGAAGAGGAGGAAGAAGAAUCUGAAGAAGUUCAAGUGGAAAAGGAAGAGGAUGUUGAAAAUGACCCACAAGGAAUCAGCCAAUGUCUCGAGAAGGAUGAUGCUUUAUAUGUUACGAUUCCAGGAGAAGUCUCACAGUCUAUUUCUGUCAAACCACCAACUCCUCCUCCUAGACCUAUGGCUACUUCCAACAGAAUGGAAAACUUUCCUGGCAUUUUACAAGGAAAAAUGUCGGCAAGCCAAACUGAAAGAAGCCAGGCCUGCUGUUAUCCCCACUUAAAACCAGAAGAAGAAAACGAACCCGAAGAAGAGGAAGAAGAGAAAGGAGAGAAGGAGGAUGUGGAGGAAGAGGAAGACCCUUACACUUUGGCUGAAAUUGAUGACAGUGAAUAUGAUAUGAUAUUUGCCGGUGAUAGUGCCCCGAAAAAAAUAGGAAGCCGAUCUUUCAUCAUCAACAGACCUCCGGCGCCUGCCCCUCGUCCCACUUGUGUCCCCAGUAAAGAGACGAAUACCCCUUACAUAGCUCAAGUGUUUCAGCAGAAAGCAGCCAGAACUCAGCUGGAUAGCAGGAGACCAUAUGCUCCACAUGCCAAAAAGCCAGAUCCUAGAGUUGGAUUCAACAAUCAAACCGAAGCUAUGCUGAGAUCCUGUAUACCUUCUGGUCAGGAAGAGCUAAUUCUUUUACAGGAGAAGGUGAAGAAUGGGAAAAUGUCUGUGGAUGAGGCACUUAGGAAAUUUAAGCAGUGGCAGAUUGAAAAAAGUGGACUAGAAGCUAUUCAGCAGGAAAAGCUUCGCCAUCUCAGGGACUGCAUUAUUGGGAAAAGGCCAGAAGAAGAAAAUCUCUAUGACAAAAUCACCAUCGUUCACCAUCCUUGUGUUAAAAGAGAAAUCAUCCAUCAUGAGAGCACUUUUUAUAGUGCAACAGUGGACAGUCUGCAUCCCCCUCAAGUGCCUGUAGAAAAGGAAUACAGUUUCUGUUCAAGGAAAGCCAUCUAAAGGAGGGCAUUGUAAAUGAAACCAAAGGUUUGCAGCUGUUGCCCUUGCCUCAGUGGAGCAGUCUAGAAUGCUGAUCAAAGGCCCCGUGAACCCCUACCAACAGAUGUGUUCGCCUACCGCCUCUAAAUGAACAAACUGCAGUGAUUGGUUCCCUGUGAAGUUAACCAUUCCA
This is a messenger RNA of Tachyglossus aculeatus (Australian echidna), 1181 nucleotides long. It is a transcript of the gene BANK1, whose product is annotated as B cell scaffold protein with ankyrin repeats 1. Gene Ontology annotation, molecular function: signaling receptor binding; protein tyrosine kinase binding. The transcript has 9 exons. The coding region runs from base 191 to 1009 and encodes 272 amino acids. The record is from RefSeq and is a predicted model, not a curated record. Gene Ontology annotation, biological process: negative regulation of phosphatidylinositol 3-kinase/protein kinase B signal transduction; B cell activation; negative regulation of B cell activation. Lineage: Eukaryota; Metazoa; Chordata; Mammalia; Monotremata; Tachyglossidae.